AGAGUCCCCUAGUGGCAUUUGACAAUUCCAAAAUUACCUAUUGCAUACAAGGGUAUUGUAUGUCCCGUCUUGAGCUUUCUAAAUUUAUAAUGUACACCAAACAUGAGGAAACGCAACAAAUAAGCUUCACUUUAUUUUAACAGUGCCAAUUAACUUCAUGUCUUUCCGUUGGUAUGUAGUUGGAUCGAUGCUUCGCUUCAUCCGUGCUCCUUGGAAAACUUUGUCAAUUAUGUGUAAGAGGAUAACAUGCUUUAACUUCUACACUUCGGUGCUAAGCAUCACUAUGGGAAAACAAACACGGCUCUGAAUAUUUUGUGUUCUUUCUUGAGCUUUCAGAGCCCCUGAUUGUCCUAAAAAGGAGGAUAAAAAUAUAACAGAAGAGAAAUGAUAGGAAUAUUUUGAAACUUGAAAAUGCCCCGCCAAUUCGUCAAACCAUAGUCUUCCUAUGGAGGAAGUUUCUUAUGUGUUCUUGUUGGUAAAUUUCUGCUCCUACUUGAGCAUUGCAUUGGUAAAACUUGAGUUGGAAACUCAUAAUUAUUGUCGAUCUAGGUCAGGUAUUUAUGUUGUUUCUGCAUGUGCCAUGUGAUGAUUGUGUGGUGAUGUUUGCCCUGACUCGAACAAUGGAUGUGCUUGCAGUGUAAUAUGUUAAAAAAUCUGAUUUCUGUGUUUCAGCACAUAAGAGAACACUUUAAGCUGAUUUAUUCUGCAUGAAAUUUCCUUAUUAGCAAGCUCAAUAGUCUUUAUAGUGGAUAUUGGACUCGGUUGUUCUGAGAGAGUCGGCACUAUUAUUUCCUUGAUAAAUAUUCACCUUGAUACUCAUCUUUGUGUAACCUGUCGAAGGAUCUAUUGCUAGUUUUGCAGUACCUUGAAGAUAGAUGGCAAUUUUGGCCUCUUUGAAAUAUGAGUGGCUACCUUUGUCAUCAGGUAUCCUGUGGGUGGGAGAUGAUCUGAUGGAUUUACCUUUUUUAAAUUGUGGGUUUGAAUUGUGUAACAGCAAUCUAUGAAUUAUCCUUUAGCCACUAUGAAGAUCAAUUCGUAAAAUAAUAAGUGUUUUGUGUGGUUCUACAUUACUUGUAGUAUCUCUUUGAAUUAAUUUAUGUAUUUUUUGCCUGCUAAUUUCACCUAUAUGCAGGCUGUGGCAGGAUUUAUGUCUCAAGCUGUGGAGAGAUCAGUGUCCUUCAGCCCCUCUCAAAUGGUUCUUACCGCUGGUGCAACUCCUGCGCUUGAGAUACUGAGCUUCUGCCUAGCUGAUCCUGGAAAUGCGUUUCUUGUUCCCUCACCAUAUUAUCCCGAUCUUGAUAGGGAUGUCAAAUGGCGAACUGGGGUGGAGAUUAUACCUGUUCCUUGCCGCAGUGCAGACAACUUUAGCUUGAGCAUUGAUGCUCUUGACCGAGCACUUAAUCAAGCUAAGAAACGUGGUCUUAAAGUACGAGGCAUUAUUAUUUCUAACCCCUCAAAUCCCGUUGGCAAUCUGUUCACUAGGGAGACACUUUAUAACCUCUUAGAUUUUGCAACUGAGAAGAACAUCCACGUAAUAUCCAAUGAAAUCUUGGCUGGGUCUUAUGGAAGUGAAGAGUUUGUCAGCAUAGCAGAGAUAAUUGAUUCUGAAGAUUUUGACCGGAACAGGGUCCACACUGUCUACGGUCUCUCUAAGGACCUGUCUCUUCCUGGUUUUGGGGUGGGGGUCAUCUAUUCUUGCAAUGAAAAUGUUCUAGCUGCUGCAAAAAAGUUGACAAGAUUCUCAUCCAUUUCAGUGCCAACACAGCAUUUGCUUAUUCAGAUGCUAUCAGAUGCAAAAUUUAUGCAACAAUUUAUCAAAAAGAAUAGAGAGAGGCUUAAAAGGAUGUAUUCUCUGUUUGUUAGUGGAUUGAAGCAGCUGGGAAUUGAGUGCACCAAAAGUAGCGGGGGCUUCUACUGUUGGGCUGACAUGAGCAGGUUGAUUCGAUCGUAUAGUGAAAAGGGGGAGAUUGAGCUUUGGGAUAAGCUACUAAAUGUAGCUAAGAUCAAUGUAACUCCUGGUUCUUCCUGCCACUGCGUUGAACCUGGGUGGUUCAGGUUAUGUUUUACGACCUUAAGUGAGAAGGAUAUUUCCAGAGUUAUGCAACGUAUUCAGAAAGUUUUGGAGAUGCGCAGGUCUCUGAGUUAAGUUGCUAAUCACACGAUCCUUUACUCAUAGUCAACCGUAAGCCAAAACUUUGGCAGGGAUGAGGUCACACAUGAGAUAGCUUUGAAUGGUUCAACUUGGUGCUCAAUGUUCUGAUAAUGAGAUCAGGAUGCAGCAUCUGGAACCAAAUGCAGAGAAAACCAAAAAUGUCAGAUUGUAAUGCAGAGGAUUUGUCAAUUGUGUACUUGGUCCUCUCCCACGCCAUUCGCAAAUGCGUUCCUCCAAGUUUUUGUGGGGUUUGACCUGCCUCGGGGUUCCAGAGAUUGUAGACAGGUGAAUUAGCAAUCAGCAUUGAUGCAAGGGCAAGCAUAUAGCAUGUAGAAAUUGGUAUCAAAUGAAAUUCUUUUCCAAAUUUAAUGUGCAUAGUCAAUAAGUAUGGUCUGAAAGCUUAUUUUUCUUUUUAUUCCCCCUUGUUGUAUAGUUACAGGUACAUGUACCGACUCAUUAUUUGUUCACAUUCAUUCUUGUGUUAGUAGUAGAUAAUGUUAUUUGAGAAAUGAAUUGAUUUCUUACA
Messenger RNA from Nicotiana attenuata, 2678 nucleotides. RefSeq names its product probable aminotransferase ACS10. The record is from RefSeq and is a predicted model, not a curated record. The transcript has 2 exons. Bases 1097 to 2146 code for a protein of 349 amino acids. Gene Ontology annotation, molecular function: aromatic-amino-acid:2-oxoglutarate transaminase activity; pyridoxal phosphate binding; L-aspartate:2-oxoglutarate transaminase activity. NCBI's taxonomy places the organism in Eukaryota, Viridiplantae, Streptophyta, Magnoliopsida, Solanales, Solanaceae. Gene Ontology annotation, biological process: biosynthetic process; amino acid metabolic process.